ACCAUGCCUGCUCAGAGCAAACGGUGGGGUAAGUCGCGAUUUCUUUCACCCCGCGAUUUGGCGGGGCAAAAAAAAGCCACGUCUUCGGAGUGCGCCUAUACACUCGCAACGGCGUCGCAUUGGGGUUUUGAAUGCGCUACUAUGUUAUAACAGCCGUGACAUGCCGUUUCGUUAGUUCAUUCAUAGCCGAACAACCACGCGGGAGCGCCGUAGGUCAUAGAGUCUGGCUGACCAAACUCUCCUUCGCAGAGGAAGAAGAGGAAUCAUCCUCCGAGUCAGGGUCCGAUUCUCCCGUUGUUGGCGUGAUCCCGGUCCGUCGCAAGUUUGACGACGAGGAGGCCGGGGACGACGAUGUUUUAGACUCGUGGGACGCUGCCGAAGACUCCGAGGUCGAGCGCGAAAAGGCGAAAAAGGCGGCCGAGGCGAAGGCAAAGGCCGAGGCGGAAGCCGCUGCAAACAAGAAGAGCAAGGCUCAACGGAUCGCUGAGCGCCAGGCUGAGCGUGCCCGCGCGCGCGCCGAGGCCGAGGAAGAGGAAAGCGAGGAGGAGACCGAGGCGCAAAAGCGCGAGCGCCUGCGCCGCACUGAAAAGGAGUCGGAUCUGCGUCACGCCGAGGAUCUUUUUGGCGGUAUCGGUGUCAGCGGAGGGCGCAAGGCGACAACCGCUGGAAGCGCUGUGCAGAUCGAUGCCAGCGACCCAAACAAGACGGUUGACCUUUCUGUGCUACCGCUAUUUAACCCGACAAACAAGACUCAAUUCGAGCAGCUGCGCAAUGUCAUGGGCCCCAUCCUAUCCAACAACUCGAAGAAGCCGCAUUAUGCCCUUUUUUUGCAAGAAUUCGCAAAGCAGCUCGCAAAGGACCUCCCCAGCGACCAGAUCAAGAAGAUCGCCAGUUCGCUGACGGCUCUGAGCAACGAGAAAUUGAAGGAGGAGAAGGCGGCUGAGAAGGGCGGCAAGAAGACCAAGGCGGCCAAGACAAAAACCUCGCUUGCUGGUGUCAGCCGUGGAGGGGUGGCCGACGUGAAGGUGACUGACGUAGCUUACGAUGACGAUGGCUUUGACGAUGAUGAUUUCAUGUGAAAGCUGCACGUCGUGACUCAGCAAUUCGCUGGGUGGCGUACUUUGCCGGUCUUUGUCCUGAAGAUGAAGGAUUGCAGCGGGGAGCCACUUCAACCAACUGAGCAGUCCAGUCUGGCUAUUGCGUGAGGGAGUUGUUGGCGGAGUAGGAAGGGCCGGUGGACAUGCGGGACACAGAUUACUUGUGGUUCCUGCCUUCAAAAAUACGUGCACGU
Messenger RNA from Canariomyces notabilis, 1291 nucleotides. Its product is annotated as translation initiation factor eIF3 subunit. The coding region runs from base 132 to 1079 and encodes 315 amino acids. The record is from RefSeq and is a predicted model, not a curated record. Gene Ontology annotation, molecular function: translation initiation factor activity. Gene Ontology annotation, cellular component: cytoplasm; eukaryotic translation initiation factor 3 complex. The transcript is spliced from 3 exons. NCBI's taxonomy places the organism in Eukaryota, Fungi, Ascomycota, Sordariomycetes, Sordariales, Chaetomiaceae.